CACCUUGGCGUGCUCAGUGCUCAACAAAAUGGCGUCGGUUGAAACUCGUGUUGAAUAGACAAAACGCGAUUGAUCUCGCUGUAGCAUGGGACGAAGACGAUCAAAACGUAAACCAGCGCCGACGAAACGAAAAGAUCCUCUGGACGUGCAGUUCAAUUGCCCGUUCUGUAACCACGAGAAAUCAUGCGAAGUAAAACUUGACAGAGUGAAGAAUAUGGGUUACAUAUCAUGCCGUGUAUGCCUAGAAACGUAUCAGAGUUCAAUCACAUAUUUGUCAGAACCUGUUGAUGUCUACAGUGAUUGGAUCGAUGCUUGUGAGUUAGCCAAUCAGUGAAGAGGAGAAGUUCCAUAACACUGAUCUGUAUGUAGACUAAUGCUAUAACAAGUGUAUAACCCAGGAUAUCUAGUGUAGGCCAGGCCAUUGCCAUUAUCAUGUAAAUAAAUCUUCAUAUGAACAUA
This is a messenger RNA of Nematostella vectensis (starlet sea anemone), 459 nucleotides long. RefSeq names its product transcription elongation factor 1 homolog. Gene Ontology annotation, molecular function: RNA polymerase II complex binding. The record is from RefSeq and is a predicted model, not a curated record. The transcript has 3 exons. Gene Ontology annotation, biological process: transcription elongation by RNA polymerase II. The coding region runs from base 86 to 334 and encodes 82 amino acids. Gene Ontology annotation, cellular component: transcription elongation factor complex. Lineage: Eukaryota; Metazoa; Cnidaria; Anthozoa; Actiniaria; Edwardsiidae.